AUGUCGGACAACAAGAGUUCCUUCCAUCCAGCUCUUGCGGUUUCGAACAUCCGAAACCAUAUCUCCAUUACCCUUGAGAUGGAGAACAUCCAAUAUUCAACGUGGGCGGAGCUUUUCAAAAUUACCGCACGUUCUCAUAAGGUCCUUCAUCACAUUAUUCCUCCGGCCAAAGGCAAAGAGAAGGUACCUUCAACUGAGGAUGAGAAAGAAUUAUGGUCGACUCUUGAUGCUACGGUGCUUUCAUGGAUUUAUGCUACUAUUUCGAAUGACCUUUUGCAUACCAUUAUUGAGCCCGAUGCUACGGCCAUGGAAGCUUGGAAUAGGCUUCGUGACAUAUUCCAAGAUAACAAAAAUUCUCGUGUGGUAACCCUUGAAGCCGAGUUCUCUACUACCAAAAUGGAGAAUUUUCCAAAUGCAUCGGCUUAUUGUCAGCGUCUCAAGUCUUUGGCUGACCAAUUGAAGAAUGUCGGGGCUCCAGUAUCGGAUAGUCGGCUUGUCACUCAAUUAGUUUCGGGUCUCACACGGGCAUACAGAGGUGUCGGUACCGUGAUUCGACAAAGUGAUCCUCUGCCGCCAUUCUAUCAAGCCCGAUCAAUGGUAAUAUUGGAGGAGGCUGGCUUGGCGAAGGAGGUUGCCACAGGGUCAGAAUCUGCGAUGGUAACCUCUCACACGGAUUUUGAAGAGUCGGAUUCUACACAUUCAAACACCGAAACCAAACCACAACGCGGGAAGCUAUAUGGCAAUCGGAAGAACAACAGGCGGUCUGGUUCCGGCGGUGGGAGAGGAUCCGGCGGCGGCAACCAGGGCCAGGGCCGUGGUGGCGGUGACCGUGGGGGUCAAUAG
Messenger RNA from Nicotiana attenuata, 843 nucleotides. RefSeq names its product keratin, type I cytoskeletal 9-like. Bases 1 to 843 code for a protein of 280 amino acids. The record is from RefSeq and is a predicted model, not a curated record. Lineage: Eukaryota; Viridiplantae; Streptophyta; Magnoliopsida; Solanales; Solanaceae. The transcript has a single exon.